AUGCCCUCCCAAGUUUACGAUUCUGUGGAGUCCGCCUGCCCUCUCUGCUCCUCCGCCUCGCCCCUAGCCUGCGCUUGCUGGAACGACUCAUUCCGGAAGCGGCUGCUCUUCGCCGACGCAAUCUUGAGAGAGACCUUCCUCUUGUACCGAGAGGUGACUUUCGAGAGAAAUCUCGCGGGAACGCUGUGGAUGAGGGAAGAUGCGAGAGGAAAGACAUUUGCGAUAUCGAUGCUCCUCGCUGGAUAUCCAACGGAACUUGGCGUAGACACGUACCCCCUGCCGAAAGGUUUUGAAGAGCCGGACUACGUACUCGAGAGAAGGGCUGCGCUCUGCGCCUGGCAAUGCGACCAUGCCGUCGCACUCUUGGGACCUUCUGUGACCUCCUUGCUCGGCGACGACCUGGUGGACGUCAAAGAAGUGCUGGUAAAGGGGGAUGAAAAGUGGAUUCCGGGAGAUGCUUGGACGUACGACGAUACCACCUGUGACCAGGAGUCGACGUUUCAUAAAGUACUGCGAGUUACGGACAAGAAUGGCGAAGUCUACUAUCUGGACUAUUCUUGCUAUCAAUUCGGACGCUCGCAGACUUUAAUGACGAAGAUGUUCUUUGAACGGUGCGGAUUCGACAUUCUGGAAGUUCGCGAUGUCGGGAGCACUCUCAAGGACGAUGGCCACAAAUGGAUUCACGACGUCAAGGACCUCUUUGUGGGCUUCAUCGUUGACUACUUCUGCGAAAAGCCCUGGGACUUGCUUUCUCUGGUUGAUUUUGAAGUCAAUCUAGAGGACGUCAUGUACCAGUUUUCCGUAGAUGUAGAGAAGUUGUUGCGUCAACACAAGUCGGCGAGAGAGAGUGGGCGAGUACUUCGUAGGUAA
Mytilinidion resinicola is the source of this 870-nucleotide messenger RNA. RefSeq lists its product as uncharacterized. The record is from RefSeq and is a predicted model, not a curated record. The coding region runs from base 1 to 870 and encodes 289 amino acids. NCBI's taxonomy places the organism in Eukaryota, Fungi, Ascomycota, Dothideomycetes, Mytilinidiales, Mytilinidiaceae. The transcript has a single exon.